Molecule: messenger RNA, 834 nt
Organism: Closterium sp. Yama58-4
Lineage: Eukaryota; Viridiplantae; Streptophyta; Zygnematophyceae; Desmidiales; Closteriaceae
Source: the annotation of a GenBank genome assembly
AUGCACGCGAUGUUGCGGCUGGCGGACGACGGCCAUGAACGAAUCCUUCGCAGUCCGUCGAUUCCGGCAGAUUCCGCCGGUGUUUAUGUUAGCGAGGCACGGCUCGACAUGCACUGGAACUAUGGGCCUUCUAUUCAGCUCAAGCGCUUAAAGGACACUUCGAAUUUUAGAAAAGGACGUACGCGUUACAAGCAGGCGCGAUGUCCUUCUCGCAAGAUAACUCGAGGAACUCCAAGCCAUCUCUUCCCCCCAACUGGUCUGCGCGCCUUCUCCCAGUCGCAGCCUCCCCGCUUUCCGCCACCCACAGCCGCACCACCCGCGGCCCCCGUCCCCGCAUCCGCCACUUUCCCGCGCCGUCCGCCUCCCCCCCAGGGGGAAUGGGAAGGCGCACGUGUGGCUGCCGCUGCGGUUGGGGAUGGGUCCAGGUGGACUGGGCGGCAUCUCUUGGCAGCAUGUGACUCUGCACGUGGUGCAAGUGGCGGUGGAUUCCCCUCAUCGCCAGCAGCAGCACCAUCCUCGUUAUUAUCAUCCUCGUUAAUAGCAUCUUCAGCACCAUUGUCAACGUCAGCAGUUGCAAAGCUGCUGCAGACAGGAAACGCUGCAGCGCUGCUUCUCCUCUGCCAGGCACUUUUUCCAGCGUCCUUUUCUGUCGCAACACCCACUCUCGCUCUCCUCCACCUCCUCUCCUCCUCGCCCCUCCUCUCUCCCCUCUCCCGCCUCCUCUCCCCAUUCUCCCGCGCCCUCGCCCCGCUCUCCCGCCUACUCUUCCUCCGCCUCCCCUUGCGCCCGCGCCUAGCCAGCAGCACAGGCGGGGAAAAGGGGAAAUCAGCCUGA